This is a messenger RNA of Porites evermanni, 1950 nucleotides long. The record is from the annotation of a GenBank genome assembly. NCBI's taxonomy places the organism in Eukaryota, Metazoa, Cnidaria, Anthozoa, Scleractinia, Poritidae.
UAUAACUUUUUUCUUUCAUCAUCAGCAUGGGUCAGCUCUCUAACGUCUUCCGUUUUGUUCUUCUCUGCUCCUCUGAGCACGUCACUAAGCGAGCGAUUUGGUUGCCGAGUUGUGACGAUAUCCGGGGGUUUGACGUGCAUUCUUGCUAUGGUCCUGUCCUCAUUCUACACCAGUAUCCUUCAUCUUUAUUUCACCCACGGAGUACUUUGGGGUGUUGGAUUGUCCCUUGGUUACUUUCCUUCGUUUUUGAUCGUCGUUCAGCACUUCAAGAAUUCGAAGCGUUUGUCUUUAGCCACUGGCAUUGUCACCUUCAGUGGUUCCCUCGGUACAUUGACAUUAAGCCCUGGAUUACAGUGGAUGUUCAACAGAUUUGGACUUUCUACUUCGUUUCGCAUUCUUGCAGCAGUUCAAGUGGUAAUUAUUGUCUGUGGAAUGACUUUUUAUCCUGUGAAAGACAACGAGGUACCCUCUCAAGAAACCAAGAAGGAGAAGUAUUUUGAUUGGUCCAUUUGCAAGAAUCGAGCACUCAUCGUUUUCAUCGUCGCAUUAGGUUUCAACAUGUUAGGCUACUUGGUCCCUUUUGUUCAUCUGGUGAGCUUAAUUCGUGGGCUUGAGCUGGAUAAACUGCUAUCUCUUUUAUUUAUUGUCGUUAUUUUACUUAAAAUCCAUUUCUGAUUGGCCCAUAUCCCCUUGCAAUUCUUCAUACCCCGCUAGUGUUGACCACAUUAGGAUGAUUGAUACCGAUUUCAAAACGAUUGACGCCAAUUGUAUAGAUAUUGACAGUAAAAGGGAUGUAAAGAUGUGAGGCAACUGGAAAGAAGCGACGCUGAGAAAAUGGCGGGAUAUUUUGCAGUUUAUGCGAAGAUGACGUAGCCGGAGAACACAAGUUCCAGUACAAUUAAACGAUCAAAUUCUGGCAAAAGCACUGCUGAGGUUUGUGGGAAAAAGACUGAACGCAGGGAAAGAAGAAAAAAUGUAGAAAUCCUCCUCUUUCUUGCUAUGUUAAAAUCCCCGCUCAUGUCAGACGAUUUUCGCGCAGGCAUGUUUCGCUCAUUGCAGUAUAUCUCUAAGCUGGCUAUCUCCGAGUAAAAUAUCAGACUACUUGUAGUUUGCAUUAGCAUUCUUUGUAAGGUUCCAAACCUUAUGAAUGAUUCGUACCCUAACGAAAGGGCUUUAGUUUAAUCAGGUUAAGGUCACUUCAUUGCAAUUCAUUUUAAGAUGUUAGUGCUCAAUUGAGUCUUUACAAUGAAAGCUAUCGCAUUGCGUUUUUAUCAGUUUUUAUCAGAUAAGUAUCGCCUACUGUUUUGUCGAAGCGAGAAUGUAGGUUUAAUAUCCCGUGCCCUUUCGUAACACAUUAAUGCCUUUUUUUUUUUGGAAUAGGUGAGGAUGGCUGAGGAACGUGGAGCCAGUCCAACAGAAGGCGCUUUGUUGAUCAGCUACGCCGCAGCGGCAUCUGGCGUCGGGCGUUUACUUUUUGGAAGAAUGGCCGACAGCAAACGUCCCGGCAGGUUUUUCAUUUGGCGAGCAGGUGUAUUAGGAAUGAGUGUGUCAACAACUUUGGUAAUCUUGGCCAGUUCCUAUGAAUGGCUUGUAGUGUACGCAUGCACAUUCGGAAUAUUCGAAGGUUGUUACGUGACAUUAACCCCCCUGCUGGUCAGGGACAUCGUGGGCGUUAGAGGAUUUCCUUAUGGUCUUGGAUUGGCUUAUUUUUCGAUGGCAUUUACACGAAGUGCUGGUCCACCCAUUGCUGGCUGGAUUUACGACAGUUUUCACAGCUACAAAGUGGCGUUUCUGUACACCGGCUUCGUGAUUUUCAUGGGAAGUUUCAUUUCCGUCGUAGUUCCCUUACUCCAGGAGAAGAAAUUGCCAAUUGAGUACCUCAGUUAUAAAGACGAAGACACGUCGAAUAAUUUAAAAUCCACCGGGGUCGACCGAGAAACUGAGGUUUAA